AUGUCACAGAGUGAUAAAAUUGUGGAAAAUGCCAUGUCUCCGUUGGCCGACUAUGGUUAUCAGAAAGGGAAGAAGGUUCAUAAUGGACUGAUCCUUAGAAACACAAUUUCUCAUCCUCCCCAUCCCGUCCUCCAAGAGGAUCAACUAGGACACAGGCGAGUCCAAAGGGAAAUCCCGCCCCCCCGCCCCAAAGCCAGCCGAACGCGCCAAACCAAACCAAAGGAGAGCCGCGCGGUGGGCGCCGCCGGCCCCCAGCGCACCGCCGCUCGGGGCAGCCCCGCGCAGGGCAGCCCGUCGAAAACCCCGGCCGAGCGCCCGCCUGCCGAGGCUCAGCCCGCCCCGCCGGCCGCAGCGCGCCCGUUCCCCGGCGGCGCCGUCCCCGGGCGGCGGGCGGCCGGGCGGGAGGCGCCGGCGGGGCAGAGGCCCCCGCGUGGCGGCGGCGUCGGGGGCCCAGCCGGCCGGAGCCCGGCGGGGACGCGCCCCUCGGAGACCCGGGAGCGACCCGGCCCGGCGGGCGGCCCCCCACCCCCGAGCGCCCCUCCCGAGCCCUCCACGGCCGCGGGCGCCCUCGCCUUACCUGGCCCGCGGCGGCGGUGGCGGCGGGCGCGGGGCCGGGAGCCGCUCCGGCAGCGGCGGCAGCGGCGGCGGCUGCCCUGUGGAUCGCAGCGGCUGCGGCUGCUCGGUUCCAGGCUGUGCGGGCUCAUCCCGUGCCAGCGACCUGCCGCGCACUACGGACCGUGGCAGGGCCCUCCCCAGAAGAGAGUGGCGAGGCUGACCUUGGCACCUGCGUCCCUUCUUAAGGAAAUUCUUGGAGAGGGAGGAAAAGUACUAGCAGACCCACGGUAG
Mustela erminea (ermine) is the source of this 846-nucleotide messenger RNA. Its product is annotated as proline-rich protein 2-like. The record is from RefSeq and is a predicted model, not a curated record. The transcript is spliced from 3 exons. Lineage: Eukaryota; Metazoa; Chordata; Mammalia; Carnivora; Mustelidae. The coding region runs from base 1 to 846 and encodes 281 amino acids.